AUGUCAACCUCUCUUGAUGACGAGAUCGAGGCUCUCCAAGCCAGAGUUAACACCCUCAAAUCCCAUCUCCGUAUCCACACCUCAACGCUCCUGACUGCCCCCUCAACCCUUUCUCUCAUCACCAGCGACCGCCAACUCCAGUCCCAAUCCUCACUCCAACAAGCUCACACCCAACAAUGCCUCUAUCGCGCCUGCGCCAGCAUCACAACCUUCCGCACGCGCGACCCCGACCCGCGCGCCGUUGACUCUGGCUCUCUCCUAGGCCUCCGCAUCGAAGUUGUCUCGCGUGGGAAGUUCCUCCGUCCAUAUUAUGUAAUACUUAAUCGGCCAUGGAGGGGACAUAGACAUCAUCUGAGAGUGCAUCGGCAUACGCUACCUGCGUGUGUGAGCGUGGGGGGGUUAGCGGCGAGGUAUCUGCCUGCUCCGAUUGGGGGGGAUCAGGAUGAGGAUGGGGAGGGAGAAAAAGGGAAGAAGCAGGAUCUGGCGAGGUUUGCGAGGGCGUUGAGGAGGGAGGUUGUGAGGUAUCAUAAUCGACUGGGGGUCGUUGCGGAUCUGAGGAGAGCGGCUGAGCUUGCGGGGAAGAAAAACCAGGAGGAUGAUGAAAAGGGGGAAGAGCAGCAACGGAAGAGGGAGAACAUGAGGUUGGUAGAUAUCAGACCGGCAGAUGUGGAGGCUAAGCAGAUCGCCAUUGAGUGGGAGGAUGGGAGGACAGGGAGGUUGGUGAUGGAUGAUGAUGGGGAGAUUGUCAAGUUGGUGAUUGUGGGGGAGAAUGGGAGGGAUCAUGAGGCCAAGAGGGAUUUGCUAGGGGGAGCGCGGCGUGUAGAGGACGUGGUGAAGCGAUUGGCGGCUAUUAGUUGA
Molecule: messenger RNA, 858 nt
Organism: Thermochaetoides thermophila DSM 1495
Lineage: Eukaryota; Fungi; Ascomycota; Sordariomycetes; Sordariales; Chaetomiaceae
Exons: 2
Coding region: 1-858 (285 amino acids)
Cellular component (GO): Mis6-Sim4 complex; kinetochore
Source: RefSeq, a predicted model, not a curated record